AUGCCAUCCCUCGCGGCAUUCCCUCCGUCCCCUUCAAUCACGGUCCUCGGUGGAUUCACUGAUCCUCACUUCACCACCGUUGCACUGCCGAUCGUCGUCUUCAAGAUGUGCACGACUACGACCCAAGUGCGCGCUGUCUGGGACAGCAAACUUCUGAGCAGUUUCGUGGUCCACUUGUCUAGCCACACCCGCACGUAUCAAGGUUAA
Sparassis crispa is the source of this 207-nucleotide messenger RNA. RefSeq lists its product as hypothetical. The coding region runs from base 1 to 207 and encodes 68 amino acids. NCBI's taxonomy places the organism in Eukaryota, Fungi, Basidiomycota, Agaricomycetes, Polyporales, Sparassidaceae. The transcript has 2 exons. The record is from RefSeq and is a predicted model, not a curated record.